Penaeus monodon (black tiger shrimp) is the source of this 8315-nucleotide messenger RNA. RefSeq names its product protein sidekick-like (gene sdk). Gene Ontology annotation, molecular function: protein binding. The record is from RefSeq and is a predicted model, not a curated record. NCBI's taxonomy places the organism in Eukaryota, Metazoa, Arthropoda, Malacostraca, Decapoda, Penaeidae. Gene Ontology annotation, biological process: cell-cell adhesion.
GUCGGAUCCAGGCGCCGCGGUACAUCGGGCAGCAAGUGGCGACGGAGAGCGUGGUCAGCGAAGGACACACAAAGAUCCUGCAGUGCCAGGCGUUAGGUUACCCCCAGCCGGAGUACAGGUGGCUCCGGGAUGGCAGUCCCCUGGGCGAGUUCUCCGGCGAGCACUUCUACAAGAUUUCGUCCGUGACUCGCGACGACGCCGGCGACUACCGCUGCGUGGCGCGAAAUUCGGCCGGCUCCAUCUUCUCGGCCAAAAUAACCGUGGUCGUCGCCUACAUGAACGGCUACAACGAGACGGAGAGCACGGAGAUGCGCGUGCGGGUGGGCGACGCGGCCAUCCUGUCGCUGCCGCCCCUCGAGUCGUACCCUCCUCCGUCGGUCACGUGGCAGGCCGACGACAACUCCCUCCUGUACGGCAUCAAGUACGCCACGACCGACCCGGCGAACGAGCUCAUUAUCCUCGAAACGCAGGCGUCGGACAUGAAGACGUACAGCGCACGAAUUACGAACACGCAGCUGGGCGUGGAAGAGGUGAGCGGAGGGAUCACCCUCGUGGUGGAAGGGAGCAGCGGGGGCGGCGCGGAGGAAGAGAUCUCACCGAGCAUCAUAGUUCCUCCGGCCAACACCACCAUCGUCAAGGACUCCAGCAUUGCCCAUUUGCAGUGCAUUGCUAACGCCAGACCGCUUUAUCAGCUGGAGACCUUGUGGUUCAAAGAUGACGUUCCUAUUGAGCAGUCUGGAGUUGUCUUCUCCUUCAACGGCCUUUGGAACCGCACCCUGAGUCUCCUCCAAGCAGACCUGCACUAUGCUGGGGUCUACAAGUGCCAAGUGCGCCUCAGGACCAGCAUUGAUAGUCCUAUUGUGGCAGAAGCAAAUGUCAUUAUUCAUGAGAGACCAAAAUUAAAGCAGCAACUUCCAGUGGACACGUAUGCUGAUUUGGGGAAGACCCUAACGAUUCCAUGCUCGGUAACAGGCACACCUAUCCCCUAUGUUACCUGGUACAGGAAUGCAGCGAAUAUUAACACUUUAGAUGACAAUAGGUACCGAGUACUUCUCAAUGGCUCAUUAGCAAUAUCAUCAGUUCAAGUGAAUGACACAGGAAUGUUCCAGUGUCUAGCUUCUAAUGAGGCUGGAGAAGCUUCAGCCUAUACAUGGCUGAAGGUCAAGACGUGGUGGGGCGACCUUCCUCCUAAGCGUGUACUCAGGUCCCUUAAUGCAAGGGCCAUUGCUCGCUAUCCUUCUGCUCCUGUCAUGCUCGUAGAACCUCAGAACAUGACGGUCUUAGAUGGGCAGGAUGCCACGAUGACCUGUCGUGCAGGAGGGGCUCCAACACCCAACAUCACCUGGUUCUUUAAUGAUAAUGAUGAAUUAUUUGAAAAUGGACACUAUGAAAUCCUUGCUUCUGGGGAUCUUCUCAUCGUUGGAGUUCGCACAUCGGAUGAAGGAAAAUAUACGUGUAUGCGUGCUAAUGAAGCUGGCUCUGUAUCAGGGGAUGCUUGGCUGUCCAUUUUAGUCAAAACCCACAUAAUACAACCUCCUGUUGAUACACGAGUCAUUCUUGGGCGAGUCGCAUCCUUGCAGUGUAAAGUGUCUCAUGCUCCUUCAGUGUCAGUUGAUAUUCAUUGGUAUCAUGAAAAGAAUCACAUUGACCCAAAUGGGACUCCAAGAAUCAGCAUUCGCCAAGAUGGAACACUGGAGAUCCAAGAGGCUCGGGCGGCUGAUGUCGGCCAGUAUACUUGCAUGGUGCGAUCUUCUGGUGGAAAUGAAACACGUUCUGCCCGACUGGAAGUGAUUGAACUGCCAUAUGCCCCAACCAGUGUAAAGGCUGAGCGUGCGCCACGGAUACCAAAGUCUGUAAGAGUGUCCUGGACUCCGACUUUUGAUGGAAAUAGCCCCAUCAUAAAGUUCAUUAUUCAGAAGAGAGAAGUGCCAGUGGAAGGUGUAGUAGAUGACUUAGGACUGAAUUGGGUAACAGUUUUGACAAAUGUGAGUGCAGCCACGAAUGAAGCUAUUGUGAGUGAUCUACGUCCGUCUACGGGAUAUCAGUUCAGGGUUUCAGCUGUGAACAAUGUUGGCGAGGGGUCCCCAUCUCAGCCAAGCAACACAGUCAUUUUGCCACAAGAGGCUCCCUCUGGCCCACCUCAAGGACUGGUUGGGUCGCCUAGAUCAUCCACGGAAAUCAUGAUCCAGUGGGAAGCUCCCAUGGAGGAGGAACGGAAUGGCAUGAUCCAUGGCUACAUGGUGCGCUACAGACUCUGGGGCUACAAGGACUCCCAGUGGUAUUACAGGAACAUCACAAAAGAGACGCAACAUAACUAUCUGAUUGGAGGCCUCAUCAUAUGGAAAGACUACGAGAUCCAAGUGGCUGCCUACAAUGUCAAAGGAGUUGGAGUCUACUCUCAUGGCAUUCGUGUGAAAACUAAAGAAGGCGUUCCUGCUGCACCUCCAAAAGAUGUGAAGGUUGAGGCACUUAGCUCGACUACGAUUAAAGUUAUGUGGAAGCCUCCGGAUCCUUGGAUGAUUAAUGGAAUUAAUCAAGGAUACAAGUUGCAGGCGUGGAAGGUCCAACCAGAAGAUGGUGUUGAGCCUGAUAAGACAACGACAGUGCCGCCAAGUCCAUAUCCUGAUGCUGUAGAGUCUGCCCAGCUUGUUAAUCUUGAUAAAUACACUGAAUACUACAUCACUGUCUUGUGCUUCACCCAUCCUGGGGAUGGCAACAGAUCUCAGCCCAUAAAAAUCAGAACUCUUGAAGAUGUGCCGGAUACAAUAGAGAGCUUGAAGUUUGAAGAUAUCAGUGACCGUUCUGUGCGAGUUAUUUGGUCUGAACCCAAGCAGAGUAAUGGCAUCUUGAAAGGCUACACAUUAACUUAUAUGGUGAAGGACACACCAAGUACAAAAGUCAUUCAGAACUUCACUGCAGAUGUCACAACCCACCUGAUAACAGAUCUGUCUGCAACCACUUUUUACACCUUUGAGGUCUAUGGAUGGACCUCAGUUGGACCUGGAACACCAGUGACUGCAACCAUUCAGUCUGGCGUUGAGCCAGUGCUCCCAGAUCCACCUAAUCGACUCGCUGUUUCCAAUAUCCAGGCAUUCUCUGUUGUGCUUCAGUUCACUCCUGGUUUUGAUGGCAAUGCUUCAAUAUCCAAGUGGACAGUCCAGGCUCAGUCAUCUCGUAGCAGCACAUGGGAAACAGUCUAUAGUGUGUCUGCCCCAGAUGCCACCACAAUCACUGUGCAGAACCUUAUUCCCUACACCAAUUACCAUUUGAGGCUUAUUGCCAAUAAUGUGGUUGGAGCUUCAGCACCCUCUGAACAGUCACCAGAAUUUCAGACUCUGCAGGCAGAACCAGCUCACCCACCAUCAAACAUGACUGUUCGAGCGAUGUCAUCCACGCAGUUGCGAGUACGAUGGAUUCCUUUACAACAAUUCGAAUGGUAUGGAGCACCCCAGGGAUAUCAUAUCCGCUACAGACCCGUUGGCUGUGAAUGUGACUUUGCAGAAGACUUUGUGUAUGAUAACACUGCCAAUUCCCAUCAGUUAGUUGGCUUGCAGGAAUACACUCUGUAUGAGGUCUCCAUGGUGGCUGUCAAUGACAUUGGUCCCUCCACUCCAACACCUCUAGCUGUUGAAAGAACUAGGGAAUCAGUUCCAAGUGCAGGGCCAGAUGGUGUCAGUGCCAAUGCCACUACAUCGACGACCAUUGUUGUAAGAUGGAAGGAAGUGCCAAAAAUCCAUCAGAAUGGUAUAAUUGAGGGAUACAAAGUAGUUUAUGUUGGAAAGAACAUGAAGCCUCAGGAAAAGAUUAUCCCUAACAACAACACCUUUGCUGCAACCAUUACCCAGCUUCGAAAGUAUUACCAGUACACCAUUCAGGUCUUGGCCUACACUAGAAAGGGGGAUGGAGCUCUGUCAACUCCUCCCCUGCUUGUCCAGACCCAUGAUGAUGUUCCCGGACCACCGUCGGACAUCUCCUUCCCAGAUGUGACUUUCACUUCUGCACGGAUAAUCUGGGAUGAACCAAUAGAGCCUAAUGGAGAAAUUACGGCAUAUUCUAUUGUGUACCACCUUGCAGAUAGCACUGAUGUGAACAAUACGUUGGAGUUUGGUCACACAGAAAGGACUUACAAGGCUAUUGGAUUAAAACCACAGAGUUAUUAUAUGUUCUUGGUUAGAGCGCGCACCCGACUAGGUUUAGGCAGAGCUGUGAGGGCACCUGUUUACACCACCAACAACAGAGAGUUCCCUGCCCCCCCAUCGAGGCCAUCUGUGUCUCAUUCCCAAAUUACUUCUACAUCUAUCACUUUCUCGUGGAACCCAGGCAGAGAUGGCUUUGCUCCCAUCAGGUAUUACACAGUACAAUACACAGAAGGAAACAAUGGUUGGCAAACCAUAGAAGAGAGAAUAGAUUAUUCAGCAACCAGCUACACUGCCCAGAACUUGAAACCUUUUACUCCCUACACAUUUAGACUCCAAGCAACUAAUGACAUAGGGCCAAGUGGCUGGAGUGACAGCAGUAUUGAGGUCAGGACGCUGCCAGCUGCACCCACAGAACAUCCUACUGAUAUCAAGGUCAUCCCAAUAACAACUAACAGUGUACGAGUGGAAUGGACACCCCUUUUCCCAGACUCCUGGAGUGGUGAUGCAAAAACUGGAGGGUACAGGGUCAAAUAUCGGAAAAUAUCUGAUAUACCCACAGCCUUUAAUAUGCAGCAUGAAGAGUUACAGGAUACCCUAGCAAGGGAAGUUGUAUUACAAGAUCUCCAGCGUGAUAUGAAUUAUGAAGUGUUAGUAGUAGCUUUCAACAGCCAGGGAGAAUCUCCACCAUCUGCUCCAAUCACAGUAUAUGUUGGGGAGGCUGUUCCUACAGGGAAGCCCAAAAACGUGAAUGCUGAACCUGUUACUUCAACAGAAAUAAAAGUAACAUGGGAACCACCAGAGGAACAAGAACAGAAUGGAGAGCUGCUAGGAUACAAGAUAUUCUUCCGAAGUGAGAAAGACCCAGAAGGAACAGAAGAGAUUGAAGUAGUAGGAGCUGGAACCACUAGCUAUGAACUCCUGUACUUGGACAUGUACACGAGAUACAUCAUCACCAUCCUCUGCUUCAACCCAGCUGGCGACGGACCAAAGUCAGACCCAGUUUACGUGAGGACGCUGCAGGAUCUACCUGGUCCUGUUGCCAACCUCAGUUUCACAGACAUCACCAUGAAUAGCCUGAAAGUGGUUUGGGAUUCCCCUGCAAGACCUAACGGGGAGAUUGUAGGAUACCUUGUUACUUAUGUGACAGCCAGGCCAGAUGAGAACUUUAGUAAACAAGUGAAACAGAAGGUUGGAACUCCAUAUUUACUGGUUACAUCACUGGAAGAAGAGGUCACCUAUGAAUUCAAUGUUAAAGCACAAACUAUAGAUUAUGGGCCAGAGGUAAAGGCCAAUGUGACCACUGGGCCACAGCCGGGAUCACCAGCCAGGCCAAAGGACCUGACACUCACUAAGACUGUAUCAAGUGUGACGCUGCAUUGGCGCAACAGCCACUCAGGGAAAGGCUCUAUUCUCGGCUAUUACAUUGAAGCAAAGAAAAUAGCCGGCUUAGAAUGGCAGAUGUACUCUGACAAAUGGUCAGUUCUAAUGAAAACGGAGACAGGUGAGGUUGAAGAAUACACCGUUUCUUAUCAGAACUUGCUGCCAUCCACUCAGUAUGAGUUCCGACUCAUUGCAUACAAUAAGUAUGGAAUCUCAUAUCCAGCUGUUGCUAAUGAGAAGAUUGUGACACCAUCAAAACGCUUUUUGGAGUAUGGAUACUUGCAGCAGCGACCCUUCUACCAUCAAACAUGGUUUAUGGUUACACUGGCUGCAAUCUCUGUGGUCUUGAUCAUCAUUGUGAUUGCAGCUCUCUGUGUUAAAAGUAAAACUUACAAAUACAAACGUAUUGUAGAGGAAUUGUUGUCAGCACAAGAAGCAGCCAACAAGACAAUGGAGGAAUCUCUAAAUACAGAUGAGACUGCCUUCUCCACUUUUGAGAUGAGGCAGUCUCGGCGAGGUACCAUGAGUAAAAGAAGCACGCUGGGUCGCAGGUCUGUAGUUGGAGCCACUGCUGUUGUUAAUGCCAAGUCUCCACCCCGUCCAGCUCCUGCCUCUGUCACUUACUCAGAUGAUGAUACUGUGAAAGGAUAUGAUGAGAAUCCAGAUGAUUCCAGUGAAUUAACAGAAAAGCCGACAGAUUUGUCUUCUACUGCAUCUGAGCAGGAGUCAGAGAGUGAGAAUGAAAGUCACCAUUCAGAGCCACACUCCUUUGUCAACCACUAUGCCAAUGUGAAUGACACUUUGCGCCAGUCAUGGAGAAGACAGAAACCUGUGCGCAAUUACUCAAGUUACACAGACUCAGAGGCAGAGGGCAGUGCAGUGAUGAGUCUCAACGGAGGCCAGAUCAUUAUGAACAACAUGGCAGGCUCCAGAGCUCCCUUGCCUGGCUUCUCUUCUUUUGUAUAGUCAAAGCACUAUCUAGAUACUUUUCAAAUAAUCUGUAAUUAGACGGAAAAAAGACAGUAUCAAUUUUAAGUCCAGUAUAAAUGUGAUAAGAAGCGUAUGGCUCCCCAGACGGAUCAAACUCCACAAAGCUGGCUCAGGUGACCCUAAUGGAAAGGUUGCUGCCUGUGAGUCUCCCUAAUGUUUACUUGUCAGAUGGACACUGGUCCCCAUUGUCUGUGAUAUGUAUAGCAUUAUUGUAAAUAUUAGGCUAGUUUUCAUCCUCAUGAAUUGUGGAAAUCACAAUUAUGGUGACUGAAGGAUGUAUGGGAAACAAUAAUCCUUCUGCACAUUUUGUUGUUUCACAUGCAAAUUUCUUUUUUAAAAGAUAAUAUUUGUUAUGACUGAUUUGGUGCCGAAAUAAUUGUAAGCAAAGUUGCAAUGCAGAAUUGGGAAUUUGUGCAUAAUGCAACUGCUUCCUCCUCUUUGGACUGUAAUUAGAUUUUUUUUUCUGUUCACAAGUAGAUCACUGAUACAUAGUCCAUCUAGUUCAUCAUGUGCCAAGUAGGGUAGAAAAAUCUCUUCUUUAACUGUAUGAUUUGUAAUUUAUGAAAAUGAAGUGUGAAGACAUUAAGCUUUUACAACUAUUUAUUUCUUAAAGUGGUUUUGCAUUCAGAUAUGAUGUGAGAUGAUGCACCAGGUUCGUUUUCUUUUGUAACUGAUUAUAUUUUUAUGCCAAAGCUUGGAGCAUUCAGUAAUCUAGUGAUGUAUACAUGCAAUUGAACAGUAUUCUUAUGCAUUUAAUGUAACCAAUGUUUUUCAUAUUUUCCAUUUAGCUGGUAUCUGCAUUAUUCACUUUUAAUACAGUGACACAUAUUUAUUAAUAUUUCAUCUGUAACUAGUGCAUAAUUAAAUCUUGUAGCUGGAUCUGAGUAAAACACAACAGUUCAAAUACCAAUUUCCCUGUAAUUUGGAGAGAAAGAACGAGCUCAGUGUUUAAGCUGUAGCCAGAACAAAUGUGGACGGAAUGCUUAGUGCAUAAUUUGGUCUCAAAGUGAGUGUGUCAGAUUCAAGUGCUAAUGAAAAAGGAUGUAAUUUGGGGAAACUGUAUCUGCAGCUGGUGUUAAUAAGUUUGGUAUGAAUCUUUUUUGUAAACUACAAUUGUUGUAUUUACAUGGUUCUGCAGUGAGAAGUGGGAGUGGAUAGCAUCCACUGUAUUUUCUUUGCUGUAUGAAAACUUAUUUUUAAGAAAUUUUAUUGAGGCAAGCUUACAAAAUGAGGUUUUGGUGUUAAGUAAUGCUCAAAUAUUUCAGUGAUUUUCCUUUUUAUAUAUUUUGUAUAGAAAUGCUCCAAAAAUGAUAUAUACAUUCUUGCACAAAAUUCCAGUGCACAAUACAACCCAAAAGAUGCUUCUCUUUAUUAAUUUCACCAAUUUAUAUUUCCAAUGUUGUCAUCAACUUGUGUUUUUUGUUAUAAUGCAGUAUUGAAAAAAAUAUGAUAUUUGUUGCUGACCUUUCAAAAAUUUUACAUGAAAGUUCUCCAUGGUUUUAAUAUUAAUUUUUAUGUCACAUACUUAUGUUCAUGAAAUCAAGGAAGAGAAUAUAUAUAUUGGUAUUUUUAAAGAAAAAAAAACAUAGUCCCCUUUGUACAGUACAAGGACAUGAAAAUAGGGAUUUGUCUACUGUGUUGCCAAGCACAUUGUACUUAGAGUAAAAAGUAUGUUCCAUGCAUUUUGUCACAGAAUAAGGGUGUGAAGUUGUCUGAAAAUGUCCUGUCACAAUUUGUGUUUUCCAGUACAAUGCAUUUUGUAAAUAUAUUCAUAUUGUGAAUUUCAUAAUAAAUUUUAUGAGUAAU